AUGAGGUUGCAACGCAAUGCGAACGAUACACAUUUGGAAGAAUUGAGAGAUUUUUCUAAUUGGAUCUUGAAAGUUGGGGAUGGUAGCAUUGGAAGUUCAAUUCAUGGAAUAGACAAAGUUUUAAUACCAAAUGAUCUUCUAAUAAAUGAGUAUACUGAUCCAAUACAAUUUAUUAUUGAAAGUGCCUAUCCGGAUUUCAUCACUAGUUGCAAUGAUAUCGAGUACCUUCAACAAAGAGCCAUUCUUGCUCCAACUCUUGAUAUGGUUGAAUCAAAUCAGUAUAUGAUCACCCUUAAUCAUAAUCCUGAUAAAUCAUAUUUAAGAUCUGAUAAAAUUUGUCGGUCUGAUCAUACUUAUUCAGCUUUAGAACAUGUACACACUCCUAAAUUUUUGAAUAAUAUUAAAUGUUCUGUCGUUCCAAAUCAUUCAAUCAAUUUAAAGGUUGGGGUUCCAGUGAUGUUUCUAAGAAAUAUUGAUCAGUCAGCAGGAUUAUGUAAUGGAACUAGAUUGAUUGUUACUAAACUUGGAAAUCAAGUAAUUGAAGCAAAGGUUUUAUCUGGAGAGAUGGUUGGCCAGAAGGAUUCAAGAACACUCUUUAUCUCAUGUGGGCUUAUUCUGAAGAAGCCAUUGUUUACACAUGGACAAUUUUAUGUUGCUCUUCCCAGAGUGACAAAUAGAAAGGGCUUACAAAUACUUUCUUACGAUGAAGAUGGGCAAAUAAGAUAUGCACGUGGAACACUCUCAUCUGGAGUCUCAGGCUGGGAAGCCUCAAUAGGGGAAUUAGUACUCGGCAAUAGGAUCACUGGAGGCGGCAGGGAAGGCUCAGUUGGGCAUCAAUGCCCAUCUCAGCAGUCGAAGAGAUGGGGAAAUUUGAAGUGA
Molecule: messenger RNA, 879 nt
Organism: Solanum verrucosum
Lineage: Eukaryota; Viridiplantae; Streptophyta; Magnoliopsida; Solanales; Solanaceae
Exons: 3
Coding region: 1-879 (292 amino acids)
Source: RefSeq, a predicted model, not a curated record